Molecule: messenger RNA, 4511 nt
Organism: Aquila chrysaetos chrysaetos
Lineage: Eukaryota; Metazoa; Chordata; Aves; Accipitriformes; Accipitridae
Gene: SEC23A
Product: SEC23 homolog A, COPII coat complex component
Exons: 24
Coding region: 768-3065 (765 amino acids)
Biological process (GO): endoplasmic reticulum to Golgi vesicle-mediated transport; intracellular protein transport; COPII-coated vesicle budding
Cellular component (GO): COPII vesicle coat; endoplasmic reticulum exit site
Molecular function (GO): GTPase activator activity; zinc ion binding
Source: RefSeq, a predicted model, not a curated record
GACAUCACCAAGACUCUUGAGGACAUUGGGGUUUGCUAGAUACUACUUGUUACAAGAUUUGCGUAACAAUACAUAUCUUGCUAUAGGUGGUUAUAUGCCGGGUGUCUCUGAAAUACUGCACCUGCGGAAACCUUCAGGUGUUUCCAAAACCACCUACGUGUAACAGGGAGCUUUAAUUCUGAAACCCGGAUCUAACAUCCUACUCGAGUAUUCAACAAUUGCAGUCACCACUAGAAAUAAAACCUGCUUAGCUAAAACUACAGUGAGAUUUCUGGAAAGGCUGACCAAUGGUCAAGACAAAAACUUAGGUAGUCUUCCACGGAUAAUAAAAUUGUUCCUAACAAGUUUUACCAACAAUGUUGAUGCAGUGGCUAGUAAACACGACUCACUGGAGGAAGAGGAAAAAGAAACUGGAAAUGAAUAUUCUUUCUCCUCAACUGCCUAGGCAUUAUGGAAGAGUACUUUUCCAAAGAUGGGGCAGUCCGAAGAAACACGUAAACAAUCUUCCAGAUUAAAAAGUUGCCAUAAAUGCACAUGGUGGAAGACUGGCAACAAGCAGGGUUGAAUUCCAGGACUCCCAGCAGCCCGGCUGGCUUGGUCCCGAGGAUUUCCCUGAAACAGCCCCUCGCAAGCAGAGAACAAAGCAGCAGCAGCAGCGGAGCAGUACAUCCACCGCCGGGGACGAGGACGGCUCCGGUAACUGCGGGCAGAGGCGCAGCCCCGGGCGAGCCGAGCGCAGCCGAAGGUGAUAAACAGAGAAGUGGACCAUGACAACCUUCCUGGAAUUUAUCCAGCAGAAUGAGGACAGAGAUGGAGUUAGAUUCAGCUGGAAUGUUUGGCCUUCAAGUCGUCUUGAAGCCACAAGAAUGGUAGUCCCGGUGGCUGCCCUCUUCACACCACUGAAGGAACGGCCAGACUUGCCUCCUAUUCAGUAUGAGCCAGUUUUGUGCAGUAGGACCACGUGUCGAGCUGUUCUGAAUCCCUUAUGCCAAGUGGAUUAUCGAGCAAAACUCUGGGCUUGCAACUUCUGUUAUCAGAGAAAUCAGUUUCCUCCUACCUAUGCUGGCAUAUCUGAAAUGAAUCAGCCAGCUGAACUUUUGCCUCAGUUCUCCAGCAUUGAAUAUGUAGUACAGCGUGGUCCUCAGAUGCCUUUGAUAUUUCUUUAUGUUGUGGACACAUGCAUGGAAGAUGAAGACUUGCAAGCUCUGAAGGAAUCCAUGCAAAUGUCACUUAGUCUCCUGCCACCAACCGCAUUAGUAGGUCUCAUUACCUUUGGCCGAAUGGUGCAAGUUCAUGAGCUUGGCUGUGAAGGAAUUUCCAAAAGUUAUGUCUUCAGAGGAACAAAGGACCUAUCUGCAAAACAGCUUCAGGAAAUGCUAGGGCUUACAAAAGUAGCUGUUUCACAAGUCGGUCGGGGUCCUCAAGUGCAGCAGCCACCACCUUCUAACAGAUUUUUGCAGCCAGUGCAGAAAAUUGAUAUGAAUCUUACUGAUCUUUUGGGUGAACUGCAACGGGAUCCUUGGCCUGUUCCACAAGGAAAACGGCCCUUACGUUCUUCCGGAGUGGCUCUUUCUAUAGCUGUAGGGCUCCUUGAGUGCACUUUUCCUAAUACCGGUGCACGUAUAAUGAUGUUCAUUGGAGGACCAGCUACGCAAGGACCUGGCAUGGUUGUAGGGGAUGAAUUGAAGUUACCUAUAAGAUCAUGGCACGACAUUGAAAAAGACAAUGCUAAAUAUGUUAAAAAGGGUACUAAGCAUUUUGAAGCCCUGGCUAAUCGGGCUGCAACAAAUGGUCAUGUUAUUGACAUAUAUGCGUGUGCAUUGGAUCAGACUGGUCUUCUGGAGAUGAAGUGUUGUCCCAACUACACUGGGGGCUACAUGGUAAUGGGAGACUCUUUCAAUACAUCUUUAUUCAAGCAAACCUUUCAGAGAGUAUUCACGAAAGAUAUGCAAGGACAAUUUAAAAUGGGAUUUGGUGGCACAUUAGAAAUAAAGACUUCAAGAGAAGUAAAGAUUUCUGGAGCAAUUGGACCCUGUGUCUCUCUCAACUCUAAAGGACCUUGUGUCUCAGAAAAUGAGAUUGGAACAGGAGGUACUUGUCAGUGGAAGAUUUGUGGACUUAAUCCUACUACAACACUUGCACUGUACUUUGAGGUGGUCAACCAGCACAACGCUCCCAUUCCUCAAGGAGGACGUGGUGCAAUCCAGUUUGUGACUCAGUACCAGCAUUCCAGUGGACAGAGACGUAUCAGAGUGACCACAGUUGCCAGAAACUGGGCAGAUGCACAGACGCAGAUUCAAAACAUUGCUGCAUCUUUUGACCAGGAAGCUGCUGCAAUUCUCAUGGCUAGAUUGGCAGUGUAUAGGGCGGAGACAGAAGAGGGGCCUGAUGUGCUUAGGUGGCUGGACAGACAACUUAUACGACUGUGUCAGAAAUUUGGAGAAUAUCACAAGGACGAUCCAAGCUCUUUCAGAUUUUCAGAAACCUUUUCACUUUACCCACAGUUUAUGUUUCACUUGAGAAGAUCUCCUUUCUUACAAGUUUUUAACAACAGUCCAGAUGAGAGCUCAUAUUAUCGUCAUCAUUUUAUGCGUCAAGAUCUAACCCAGUCGCUUAUCAUGGUUCAGCCGAUUCUUUAUGCUUACUCUUUCAAUGGACCUCCAGAGCCUGUUCUUUUGGAUAGCAGCAGCAUUUUACCAGAUCGCAUUCUCCUUAUGGACACCUUUUUCCAGAUCCUUAUUUAUCAUGGAGAGACCAUAGCUCAGUGGCGUAAAUCGGGUUACCAAGAUAUGCCGGAAUAUGAAAAUUUUCACCACUUGCUACAAGCUCCAAUAGAUGAUGCCCAAGAAAUUCUCCAUUCCAGAUUUCCAAUGCCCAGAUACAUUGAUACAGAGCAUGGAGGAAGCCAGGCUCGUUUCCUGCUUUCAAAAGUAAAUCCCUCUCAGACUCAUAACAAUAUGUAUGCAUGGGGACAGGAGUCUGGAGCACCCAUUCUUACUGAUGAUGUCAGCUUGCAAGUAUUUAUGGAUCAUCUGAAGAAACUUGCUGUCUCUAGUGCUGCCUGAGAUUCUGCAGUGCGUUAAAGGCACAGAUAAGCUGUAGCCGUAUUUCAGCGUUUUCUCCUUUACCCUUGUCCAUGUCUCUCUUGACAGAAUGCUCUGAUAUGCACAAGUUGCCUGACUAGAUGUAAAGCAGUGUUGUUUUCAAAGAAAAGCUUUUGUUAUCAGUAAAUGUUUUAAUGUGAACUGCAGUUUGUAAAAAUGACAGGUAGUAGAUUAAAUUAAGUUAUAAUUAGAGGAAAAAGAACAGUCAUUUUGAUUACUGUGAUACUAUAAUUACUUUGAGAUCAUUUAUAACAACUUUGAGAUGUGAUUUCAGUUUCCUUUUUAAAUGGUUGAGGUUGAUUCUGCUCUGCACUACAAAGGCACGUUGAACAAUAAAGGAAAUCUUUGCUGAUGUCGGGCUUUCCAGACUGCCAUAUGACUAGUUUUGCUUACUCAAUUUGAGCAGAAAGUGAACAAAGCAGCAGCAAAAAGCAUAUAAAAAUAGUAUUAACUCGGUCUUUUGACUUAGGCUGCCGAACUUUUCUUUUCCUGCAGAGAUACUAUUGUUCAUGUAUUGUUCAUUUUGGGAGUAUUUAAUUUUAAAUAUUUCUUCCCACUUACCCUACUUGAUUCUUUGGGAACAGAGUUUUUCUUUAUUUCCACAUAAAAAAUUUGAACUGAAAAAGUAAAAAGUCUGUUAUUGCACAAAAGUUAAAUCCACAUGUUGUAUUUUUGACAAAAGUAUCUAUUAUCAAACACAGUAACAGAUGGAUAUGCUCAAAAGUUAACACUUUUAGCUCCAGCUAAGAAGAAAUCCUACACUACCAAAAUGAACUAAGAGUACAGCCUUGAUUUUUAUCUUGGCAAGUAUACUUUAAAAAAAAUAAAUAUAUAUUUACCUUUUUUUAUUAUUGCCUUAUGUUAUUACACUAAUGCAUGACACUGCACAUCUGCUUUUUGUUUCUGCAUCCUUUUUGUUAUGAAUUCAACAGGCUAUAGUUCUUGUUGAAACAGUAUUAUAUAGAAUAUGAUGUAAUUAAUUUGAUAUUUAGUUCAUGCUUGAUUUUUUGGGGGUGAAUAAAUUAAUAGGCUUUCCCAUCUACUUGUUGAAGUUUACACAUAAAACAGAUGUUUACAUGGGUAAUAUGACACUUUGACAAAUAUAGAUGUGAAGUGUGGUAGUGGGCAAUAAAAAAUUGUGCCAAGUCUAAAGGAAGAGAGAGAGUUUUGACUUACGGAAUUCAAUCAUAUACUGGUGUGAUAAGCAUGAGGGCUUUUUCUGUUUUCUGUAAAUUCUCAAAACUUUAUUAAAUCAACUGCUCUCCGUUUCUUUGAUCUAAAUGAGAUGAGCUCUUUUUGCCUCAAUACAAAUAAAAUACAUGUUUUUCUCUCAUUUUCUGUAUUUAUUGUGCUGGUUUCUGUUGAUGCUUGAAAUGAAAUGUGGAAAUAAAGGUAGUAAUGAUAAAA